Messenger RNA from Aplosporella prunicola CBS 121167, 1610 nucleotides. Its product is annotated as glycosyltransferase family 76 protein. Gene Ontology annotation, cellular component: mannosyltransferase complex; endoplasmic reticulum membrane. The coding region runs from base 10 to 1353 and encodes 447 amino acids. The transcript has 5 exons. Gene Ontology annotation, biological process: GPI anchor biosynthetic process. Lineage: Eukaryota; Fungi; Ascomycota; Dothideomycetes; Botryosphaeriales; Aplosporellaceae. Gene Ontology annotation, molecular function: GPI mannosyltransferase activity; alpha-1,6-mannosyltransferase activity. The record is from RefSeq and is a predicted model, not a curated record.
CCCCGAAUCAUGCCCUCCGAUGCUCUCCUUUCCCGCCCGCUGGCCAGCCCUUUCGCCUCACUGGCUGUCCUCUGCGCCAUUUGGAAGAUCGUCCUGUUUGUCGUUGCUCUGUCCAGUCCCGGGCCAGGCUACGACACCUCGACUAUAUUGUUGUUUGGCACAGAUGCCGCCAGUUCCAUCCCCCUUUCGGCCUCGCUCGGAUCCCGCCUUGCCGUCAAGCUGACCCGCUGGGACGCCAUCUACUUUGCCAAGCUGGCACAGCGGGGCCACGUCUACGAGCAAGAAUGGGCCUUUAGCUGGGGCUUCGCGCGUCUGAUGGCCAAACUGGCUGCCGCUCUCCCGACUUCUGAAGGCGGUUUGACUGCGCAAGCUUUGUCGGGUAUCUGCAUCGCCAAUGUCGCUCAUUUGCUCUCCGUGCUGGUCCUGUACCGCCUAGUGACCCUCAUGCUGCCAGACCCGAGUGAGCGCAAGACGGCUUUUCUGACUGCAUUGCUCCACGUGCUAUCCCCUGCCGGUCUGUUUCUUAUGGCGCCUUAUGCCGAAUCUCUCUUCUCCCUGCUCAGUUUUGUUGGUAUGCUCUGCUACUGCUAUACCACGACGUUUGAUGGGACGUCGGCCGUAAUGUACUGUUUGAGUAUGCUCGCUUCUGGCGCCUCAUUUGGGCUGGCCGCCGUCCUUCGCGGUAACGGUCUGCUGAACGGUAUCAUUUUCGCAUAUGGUCUUAUUUCCCAUCUGGCGUCCAUUUCACGGGGCGAGGCGCUAGCGACGGCAUUCAGGAGGAUCAUCUGUACCAUCCUUGCUGGCUGCUUGGUAGGCGUCGGCUUCAUCCUGCCUCAAUGGAUAGCGUAUCAGCGAUACUGCUUAGAGGAAUCGGGGCGCCCGUGGUGCUCGAGGAUCCCGCCUAGCAUCUACACGUGGGUCCAGGAGCAAUACUGGAAUGUCGGUUUUUUGCGAUACUGGACGCUAUCCAAUGUGCCGCUCUUCCUUUUGGCGGCGCCAACAUUGUGGGCGUUGCUGACAUCUGCGCAGCGAGUCAUACUGAGAAAAAUAUAUGCAUCUGACAAAGGUCAGCCGACGGCGGCUCUUCCGCACGAUGCCAUGCUGCUGUUCGCACUUCCUCAGCUCGCGCUCGCUGCGCUGGCCUUGACCAACUUUCACGUCCAGAUCAUCAAUAGAGUCUCCUCUGGAUACCCGUUGUGGUAUAUGGCCAUUGCAGGGGGCCUCAAUGAGAAGAGCCAACUGCAUUCUUUGGCGAUCGCGCCGAAGCACAAAUCUAACUGGAUUUUGCGGCUGAUGAUCAUUUACUCAGUGGUGCAGGGCGGGCUCUUUGCGAGCUUUCUACCCCCAGCAUAAACCCGGACCCGACGGUUUAAUGCACGACGCAUGUCAGAUCAGCUCGUAGACUAGUGCUUCGACGUGACGAGAGCCGCGCGACGCAUAUCCAGAUACAGGUGACGGUGAGGGAACUGAAAAUUGAAGGUUUGGAACAAUCCCUUGUACGCGACUUUUGGUUUCGCCCAGACACGCCGUGUCAUCGGCCUCACGCGCCAUAUGACUUGGCUAUGAGAAGUAAGGGUGCUCCAACGCGAAAAAUUAUCGGAUGACUCCCA